Messenger RNA from Striga hermonthica, 1977 nucleotides. The record is from the annotation of a GenBank genome assembly. NCBI's taxonomy places the organism in Eukaryota, Viridiplantae, Streptophyta, Magnoliopsida, Lamiales, Orobanchaceae.
AUGGAGGUCGACAAGGGGGUGGCGGAAAGUGAUGCCUUCGUGCUCGGCAUAUCAAAGCUGAAGCAAGAAUACGAGGGAUGCAUUAGGUGUUUGGAACUUUACGACAAAAUCACAAGUGCCGACAACAAAUCCUUACAAUUGGAGUUAGAUGUCUGGAAGAAAGAUAACUUGAUCGACUCGCUGAAGAGUAAGCUAGGUAGCGUGGAACUCGAAAAACUAAAACUAGAGAACGAGGUCGUGUUGUUGAAGCAGAGGAAUGCGGAGCUUGAAAGCCGUGUUCGGAGUUUUAAGGAGGAAGAAGGAAAGCUGGGGAUGUUGAUGAUCGAAAAUAAGGUAUUGGAAUGUGAGAAGAAGAAGGCGGAGGUUGAUAUCGGGACUUGGAAGCUGAAGUGUAAAGAAUUGGAUAUGAAGUUAAUGGAGGUGGAAAAGAGACUCUCUGUUGGUAGACCAUUAACAGUGCAAACUGAAAAGAAUUCGGAUGAGGAUAAUGAUGAUCAAGGCACCAUUAACACUCCACAUAAGCUUGAUAAGGAACUCGAAAGAUUCAAUAAAAACCGUGCAUGUGGAUUUGAUUCUCGAGUAAGAAAUCGCCUGGAUUUUGGACUCUCCAGUGAAGGGACCCCAUGCAAGAAAAUUAGCCCCACUACACCUGGCAAUAGACCCCCUUUUGAUGCCACCAUCGAAAUUAGUGACAGUGACGACAAUGACGAUUCUGAUAACAAAAAUGUUGACAACUCGACAGGUGUGGGGUCGGGAGUUAAUCUUGAUGACAAUGAUUGUGAGGAAAAUGCUUGCUAUUUCACGAGGCCACCAAUGGCCAAGAGGCGAAAAGUGAGGAAACGAGCUGCUUGUGUAGUUAACAGCGACACCGAAAACGAUAGCAAUGACGAUGUUGAUGAUGACAAUAUCCUAAUCAGCACACUCAUGAGCAAGAAAUCAUCUGCAAACGGUUCAAAUGCUAAGAAUGAUUCGUGUUUGAUCGGUAACCGUGAAAAAUGUACUCCAAAACGACAACUGAGAAGGGCUGGAGAAAGUGAGGAAAAGGAUCUUUUGGGAAAGCGAAAGUUGAAAUCUUUCUCGGGUGAGGGAGAAGAAGAUGAUGUCGGGAUGGAAACAGACGAGUCGAGUGGUGAAGGCGAAAGCCUCGGUGGAUUUAUCGUGAGUAGCUCGGACGAGUCGGGAAGUGAGUCCAAUGAAGGUCCAAACUCAGGUGAAGAUGAUGAUGAUAAUAUCCUAAUCAGCACACUCGUGAGCAAGAAAUCAUCUGCAAAGGGUUCAAAUGCUAAGAAUGAUUCGUGUAUGAGCGGUAACCGUGAAAAAUGUACUCCAAAACGACGCCUGAGAAGGGCUGGAGAAAGUAAGGAAAAGGAUCUCUUGGGAAAGCGAAAGUUGAAAUCUUCCUCUGGUGGGGGAGAAGAAGAUGAUGUCGGGAUGGAAACAGACGAGUCGAGUGGUGAGGAAGGCGAAAGCCUCGGUGGAUUUAUCGUGAGUACCUCGGACGAGUCGGGAAGUGAGUCCAAUGAAGGUCCAAACUCAGGUGAUGAUAGCUUGGAAAACGAGUCGGAUGGUUGUGUGGGGGGGUAUGUUAAGGUGAUGUCUGGACUAAGAAGAGAGAGAAAGGGCAAGAUGGAUUGGGAAUAUGAAGCUGAUAUGCUUGCCGAUUUGGGUAAAUAUCCGGAGCUUUGUAUGAAGGCCGUAUGUGCCAUCUUUCGUCGGCAAACGUCUGAGGAGCAGCUUCACCAGGCGACUCUGGUUCACAAUAGGCGAGGGUUCAGCCAAGUUCAUGCACCGAGAGGGAGUGACCUGGCCAAGUUUCUCAUGGAUGGAGAUCCAAAUGGUGACGUGAAUAAAACACUGGACGAGCUCCAAAAAUUUGACCCAUUGGGUAUUAAGCAGUGUAGAAAAUUAGCAAUACACUACUCCAAGCAGUUGUUUGAAAUCUACAAGAAUCGGGAGGACCCGUUUUUCCAUCCUUAG